Messenger RNA from Malaya genurostris, 2883 nucleotides. Its product is annotated as glucose-induced degradation protein 4 homolog. Gene Ontology annotation, biological process: protein catabolic process in the vacuole; protein targeting to vacuole; negative regulation of gluconeogenesis. Gene Ontology annotation, cellular component: GID complex; extrinsic component of membrane. The coding region runs from base 733 to 1344 and encodes 203 amino acids. The record is from RefSeq and is a predicted model, not a curated record. Lineage: Eukaryota; Metazoa; Arthropoda; Insecta; Diptera; Culicidae. The transcript has 5 exons.
UUUGACAGCAGCUGCAGAUCAAAACUCGUAUCAAAAUCAGGCUCGUUUUCUUUAUCCGUCACAAUCGCAAAAAAAAAUAUUGCCCUUAUCGAGAGGUGCAGCAAAUGCAGUUCUCGGUAUUGCGUGUAUUUUCGGACGUGAUAAAUUCGUCGUAAUAGUUUUACGUCUUCGAGAGGAAAAAAAAACGCCCAACAUUUGCAUCGUUCGUUCGGUUGUGUUUAUACCGUCAUUCGGGACACCCGGAGAGUGCCCCGUGAAACCGUCAAGAUAAAGCCCCAGGCAGAGCAAGACCAGCAGCAGGCGGAAGAGCGGACGGAAAGAGAAAGUGUGUCGUCCUCAUCGGACACCUCGUCGUCGUCAUCGUCUACUUCCGCCGUUGUGCUGCACCACCAGCUGCCCGGAGUGGAAUCUUCCGAGCAACAGCAUCAGCUCGAAAUACACCUGCAGCAGGGUUGCUCCACGGAUCCUCUCCCGGAUCAACAGCAGCAGCAGCAGCAGCAGCUGGUAGCAGGUGAUCUGUUACUGGCGAUUGCACAAAACGACGACGCAGCGCUUCACAUCGAGCAAGCUGUCGUGGCCGAAGAAGCAGCUGCACCGACUGUGAACGGUGGGGAUCCGAACCCCAGUGGCGAACGGAGAGACGACUCGGUCGGGACCGGAAGUGGAAACGGAAGCAGUACCAACAGCUGCGGUAGCAUUCGAUCCGGAUCGCGAUCACCACCCAGAGACAGCAUGCCGGUCAAGGUGGACAUCGUACCGCCCCCGCCAAACAACUCCAAGCAGCUCGGUGUCACCAAGUCACUGCUGUACAAUGGGUCGAAAUUUCGCGGUUACCAAAAGUCCAAGGGGAACUCCUACGACGUGGAAGUGGUGCUACAGCAUGUGGACGAAGCAAACUCGUAUCUUUGCGGCUACCUGAAGAUCACCGGUCUGACAUUUGAGUUCCCCACGCUGACGACCUUCUUCGAUGGGGAGAUAAUUUCCAAGAAGUAUCCCUUCCUGACCCGCAAAUGGGAUGCAGACGAGGACGUCGAUAGGAAGCAUUUCGGAAAAUUUGACGCCUUUUUAGACUAUCAGAAAACUUUCAAUUCGGACGAUUUCGACUACGACGAACUGCACAAGAGCGAUUACGUUUUUAUGAGAUGGAAGGAGCACUUUUUGGUACCUGACCACAAAAUUAAGGACAUCAAUGGAGCAUCAUUUGCUGGGUUCUACUAUAUCUGCUUCCAGAAGUCGCGGGCGGUUAUGGAAGGAUACUACUAUCAUAGGUCAUCUGAAUGGUACCAAUCUCUGAAGCUUGAACAUGUACCGGAGUCUUGCAUACAGAUUUACGAGUUCAGAUAAAUCAAAUCAAGUAAGUACAGAUCCGGAAUGCCACUCGAUAGCGAAAAACAACAACAAUCCGCGCUUUGAUAGAUAUUAGUAUCAAAACUUAAACCCCAUUUUAUUUUUAUAACACCUUCAACGAUGUUAUCUAAUCUAGUAGUUUAGUCUUUAAAAGAGAAGAAGAGGAAGGUGAAAAAACAAAAACAAAUCAGUAGCAAUGCAGAGCAAAUGCAACAUCAAAACGAAAAUGAAGUAAAUUAUUUGGAUUGAUAGUGCCAUCUCGCUUGGUGACACUGCUUAGCUAUAGAAGAAAACGCAUUGUUUAUGUUACGAAGCAUAAUUUGACUAAACAGCGAAACAAAAACUGUACGAAUCCUGGUGUAGAGUAGAAUGUCACCUUCAUCGCUUCACAUUUCCCUUGUUUUUCGUUUAACAUAAUAAAAUCAACAGCUACUGUUAUUCAUGUAAAAAAUCAGCUUUCGUUUGCUAGUUGUUCUACUCUACACAAUUGAGAUUCAACAGUUUUUUUUCAAAGCAUUCGGCUGAAUAGCGAUUCGGAAGACCUUCCCGAAAAACGUUCUAAAUCCGCUUUUGCUUUUUGAUUUCACAAACUCCAUGCAAUCGUUACUACUAAAACAUGAAACGACUGAUGAUUUGUCACAUUUCUAUACACACUCGGAUACGAAAUCGUGGCCGGUGGAUUUUGUUUAAAAUCGACACAGUUUAAAUAAGAAAUAAACCCGGGGUGCACCUUCCGGUAUUCAAGCAGAGAAGCAACGAAAACCUUAAUAUAUUUGCAAUUAGAACAGGAACACAAACAUAUUUUGCAAUAAGAACGACAUCAAAUAUUGGGAAUGUUAAAAUUUCGAAAGAUGUUCAUUGAACCCAAAAAUCCAGAAGCAAAUGAACUGCACUUCGUAGUGUUGCUGUAGCGUCUAUAGAAAAACAAACAAGCAAAAAAAAAAUACUGUAGAGAGGUUCUUUCUUGAUAUAAUAAGCUAACUGAAUAUUUUACCUGAAAUGCCAUUUUUUCUGUUAACUGUACGGAUUAUUUAAUAGCUUUCGUAAUCUUAGAAACUACUAGGAAUCGAGAAAAUUUAAUUGUUUUACGAUAAGACGUCUCCGUGUACGUAACCAUCCCAAAAUAAUAAAAAAAAAAUGGCGCAGAACGAACAAAGCAGGCGGUGUUUAAGGUGUAGGAAUUAGUGCAUUUUCUGUUACUUUUCUUACUGUCCCAGUCCAAUUGUUUCGCUGGAUUCGAAUUCGAAUCGCCACCAUCAACAACACCAUCAUUGUGGACUACCUGGGUACUCUGUUUUCAAAUUUGGGAUUUCGGCCGAUCGAAGGGACGAAAGAUACAACGCGGAAUGUUUCGUGCUGACCGCGAAUGGGUUUGACAAAAAAGUUUUCGCCCGGCAUUAUUAUGAUAUUACUAGACAUACUAAAUAUUAUAGUUGUACUUUUCCCUUGUAACAAAUUUGGGUCAGAAACGUGAAUACACAAAUAUACAUAAUAUAUAUAUUUUCAAUAAAAUGAUUCCGCGUGAGUGCAGCGCGG